Messenger RNA from Lodderomyces parapsilosis, 597 nucleotides. RefSeq lists its product as uncharacterized. The record is from RefSeq and is a predicted model, not a curated record. Lineage: Eukaryota; Fungi; Ascomycota; Pichiomycetes; Serinales; Debaryomycetaceae. Bases 1 to 597 code for a protein of 198 amino acids. The transcript has a single exon.
AUGAGUACAGAUAGAGUCGAGAUUUACACCCAACCACCACAACAAGACCAAAGAAGUGAUUCUAUUGAAGAGUCGAUUACGACCAAGCUUGAAGAACUUAUUGAGAAGCAUCCAAUAUUACCAGAAGAAGGAGAAGAAGAAGACCAACAAGAAAGAGCAAAAGAAGAUAUUGAAAAGUCGUAUUAUACUACACACCCUUCGGAGACUAGACACAAGGAGUCACUGGAUUCUGAGCCAGAAACUGUAUCAGAGCAUGAUGAAGACGAAUAUGCGGAUGCGGAAACAGCAGAGCAGCAAGGUGACGUUGAGCUUGAUCAAGAUGGUAUGGAAGUACCUCAGGGUAAAAUCCCACUUGAUGGCCAAUUUUCAACCGAUGAGUUGAAAAAGUUGGUUGAAGUAGCUCAAGAGAAGGGGAUACUAAGUGAAGAUGUUGAUUUGAAAGUGAUUGAUUCAGGCGAGAUUGGUGAUAGGAUAAGAUUAGCUGAUGCUAAAGCUAAAGAAGAGAAUGAGAGGAAGAAGGAUGGAGAGAGCGAAGGAGAUAAAGAAAGUAUGAAUGGGACACAGGAGCAAGAAGUUAAGAAGGGAGACAGCAUAUAG